AUGGCCGCAAACGCCCUUCUCGAUCGACUUGUCGGCCUCGCAAUGCUGAUCCUCGCCUCCACUGUUUUCUUAUAUUAUACCACGUGGACUCUUUUGAUGCCCUUUAUCGAAGACGAAUUCGUCCAAUCCUUCUUCCCUCCUCGAGCCUGGGCCGUCCGCAUCCCCGUCAUUCUACUCCUGCUCGGCGGCGCUGUGGUGGGCAGUUUCUUGAGCUUGGUCAUGAUCCGGAGUAAUCGCAAGAAGGCGGCCAAGGCGGCACAAAAGGCGAAGGCAAAGUGA
Molecule: messenger RNA, 279 nt
Organism: Neohortaea acidophila
Lineage: Eukaryota; Fungi; Ascomycota; Dothideomycetes; Mycosphaerellales; Teratosphaeriaceae
Product: dolichol phosphate-mannose biosynthesis regulatory
Exons: 3
Coding region: 1-279 (92 amino acids)
Biological process (GO): GPI anchor biosynthetic process
Cellular component (GO): endoplasmic reticulum membrane; dolichol-phosphate-mannose synthase complex
Molecular function (GO): enzyme regulator activity
Source: RefSeq, a predicted model, not a curated record